Molecule: messenger RNA, 4331 nt
Organism: Astrephomene gubernaculifera
Lineage: Eukaryota; Viridiplantae; Chlorophyta; Chlorophyceae; Chlamydomonadales; Astrephomenaceae
Source: the annotation of a GenBank genome assembly
GUAGUCCUAAACAAACGGAUGCGUGUAAAAUGGUGCAAUGCAUUAUAGGCGUCUGUGGAUGGCACCUCUUAGGCGUUCACCAAGGUCGUCCAAGCUUACAUGCAGAGCCGCGUCAAGGACGUUUGUCCGCCACUUAGCUUAGCUUUUCAUAUAACCGUGUUGAUCGGUACCCUUGGAUACGUCGUCAACGCUGCUGAGGUGCCGACUGCGCCCACCGUGGAGCAAUAAAUUCCUCCUGUUACCCUCAGUUGGUGGAAACAAUGGAUCAGGGAAGAGUACACGGUACCCACCAAUUAGAUGCGGCUUUGUCCAUGCGCCCACGGGCGGCGCCUCGGCGUCACGGUCGGCCCAACACGGAUACGGUGAAGCUGCUGAUGCUGGGCUAUAAGCAGGAGCUAGCCCGCGAGUUUACGCUCUUCAACACCUUUGGAGGCUGUUUCAACAUGCUCAGCACGUUCACCAGCAUUGGAGGUGCAUACGGUAUUGGCGUCAUCUUUGGAGGGCCCGUCGUCAUGAUGUGGGGCUGGCUGGUGGUUACGCUCUUCACCGCCUCGGUAGCGCUGAGCAUGGCUGAGCUGGCCUCCGCCUACCCGACCUCCGGUGCGCUGUACUACUGGUCGUACAAACUAGCGCCGCCGCGGCUCCGAAACCUGGCGUGCUGGACAACUGCUUGGACCCUCAUCUUGGGCCAGGCCGGCGCCUCGGCCAGCGUGUUCUACACCUUUGUACACUUGUUGGCGACAGCAGUGGAGAUCGAAUAUGGCUUUGAACUCACCCCGGUGAAACAGUUUGUCAUCCUGCUGGGCCUAUCCGUGCUGAUAGCUGUUCUAAACUGCGGAACGGCGCGGCUCACGGCCUACAUGACCACUCUAGGCGCCAUGUGGCACCUCAUCGCACUGGCGGCCCUGUGCCUGUGCGUUCCGCUCCUUGCCCCUGCCAAGCAAUCCGCAUCGUACAUUUUCACAUCCUGGCAGCCCAACACUGAAAUCACCGGCAUCACAAGUCCGGUCUACACCGCCCUCGUGGGGCUGCUGAUGUCGCAAUGGUGCCUCACGGGCUUUGACGGCGUCACACACCUGGCCGAGGAAACCUUCCAUGCCGAGUGGAACAUCCCACGCGCCAUCGUGCUAACCCUGAUUGGUGUGGCGGUGACGGGAUGUGCCCUUUUGGUGGCCCUCCUUUCGGUCAAACUGGACGUUGAGAUGCUCCUUGACGUUGAGAAUGAGACCCAUGGGACCAAUGUGCUGCUCCAGAUCCUCAUAGAGAUUGGCAAAGAGUACGGCAGCAUACGAAGCGGAGUGGUGCUGUCCACAAUUCCCAUCGUUGGAACCUUUUUCUGCGCCAACCAGGUCAUCGCUAACAAUUCCAGGAUGCUGUAUGCGUUCGCACGAGACAACGGUGUUCCGUUCGCCAACUUCGCCAAGCAAGUGCACUCGCGAACCAAGACGCCCGUGUGUGCUGUUGUGUACAUGAUAGUGCUGGUCACCCUGAUUGCUAUCCCCAUGUGCUUCAACUAUUACGUGUUCCUCGCGGUCACCUCCUUUGGGGUUGUUGGCUGCUACAUCGCCUACGCGCUGCCCGUGCUGUGCAAGCUCUCCACGGGUCGGCGCUUCUUUCUGCCAGGGCCCUUCUUCCUGGGUCCUCGGCUGUCCUACGUUAACAACGUCAUCGCCACGCUCUGGGUGCUCACCGUAACGGUGCUCUUCACACUGCCACAAUUCUACCCAAUAACGUUGCUCAACCUAAAUUGGGCUGCACCUAUUCUCAUUGCCGCCUUUAUGUUCUGUUUUGGAUGGUACUACUUUCCCAAGUACGGCGCUCGCUAUUGGUUCCUGGGCCCCCGCGCCAACCUGGGCCAGUUCAAGGACGAGCUCCCCUCCGAGCGAGCGCGCAAGGUAGCGGAGGCGGAAGCGGCAGCGGCAGCAGCGGCCGUAGCAGCAAGCAGGGCAGCACGCGCGGCCGCAGAGGCUACGGAGCUCAUGACGCGUGUGGCUAGGGGCUCCUGCGGCGGCAGAUCCCCCACUGGCAACGGCCAGAACAUCAGCAGACGCAGCUCCCGCCAUUCCGGCGGCAAAAGCCGCACGGUCACCCCCUGCGGGACGGGAACGGGCGCCUUGCCAGCGGAGGCCACCACAGCAGCCGCUGCAGUGGCAGUGCUGUGCGGCGUGCCUCCUCCUGCAUCACAAGCACCUCAAGGUGAGGACCUGCCUCCCCAAGCGGCUCUCACCAGCAACACGCACACCAGCCUGAUGCGGACACCCAUCAGCGGAGCCAGCUCAAGACGGCACUCUGCCAUGGGCCUCAUGUACGGUGCGCCAUCCACCAACAGCGGUGCGAACAACAUCAACUCAUUCCUGCUAGGCAUGGGCCCGCGUGCUGCAGAUGACUCUGGCGUGAGCACCAGUGGCAUCGGAGUGGACGUGGCGUCAUCGGAAUACCCGUCUUGGGCGGGCGAAGGCAGGACGGAGGGACGGGUGCCCGCGACCGCCAGCAGACGGACCCUGCCUCGCAGUCGCAUACACUCUCAGAGCCUCAACAUGCAACCGCUGUUCGCUUCAACAGGCGGAACAGGAGGCCUUGAUCGCAACUCGGGCCUGAGCCGCGACCGCCUCUCAUCACUCCUGAUGUUUGGCCCCAGCGGCAGUUCCACGGGGGCCGUUCCGCACCUCCUCAUUGGGGAGCCCCUGUUGGAUGUGGCCGAAGGCACGGAGGGCGGAGAAGCGCACGAAGGAGUUCUCGACAGCAGCAGCCUGCACACGCGAGCUCGGAUACGACGAGCAUCUGUGAGUGUGUUGGCGCUGUUGGGUGCCCCGGCUCCUGAGGAGGAAGACGCCACGGUCAUGGCGGGUGAUGCCGCCGCUUCCGCCCUGCAGCUGCCGCUUCGUGAACGUGCUACCACUGGCCAUGCGCCCGCUGCUGCUACGCUAGGUUCGGGGCCUUAUCAGGAUGACAUGCAGUGUCUGGACAUGUAAGACUGCUGCUGGGGCGGGUGUGUAAACCGUAAAUGUAUGACGCACAGGAAUGCAAGGAAGGAAUGAGCGUUGGCUAGAGUGUUGGAUCUGGUAAUAGAGUAAAGCGUGUGUGCUUUUCUACGAUGGAAGUCGUUCCAGCAGGGGGGUUGCUAUGUAAUUGUGGAGGCAAGGUGCUUGAAAGGCAGGGUAUGUAGGAGAUGUGUGGCGGGCUAGGAAGGCGUAUGAUAGGGGCACGGCGGAACUGUGUAGCACUUGCUUUACCUGCGUGCAGAAAACAUCUGGAUAACUAGCGCAGACGCUGUACACGAAUCCGAGCACUUGCAAGUUUUAAGACACUGCUCCAGUGGCAGCAGCAGCAGGUGUAUGGUUAGUUACGUUGCUUUUACUACUUGCGGACAGAAAGCAUUGUAUGAAACCGUGACCGACCAACUGGGUGUUUGCGUGGCAACUAAUAGAAAGAACCCUAAAACACUACUUACGGUAUUACAUGGGUUGUAUAAUUUGCUAACGCGCGAAGCACUUGUUUUGCCUGUUGCUUGUAGCGUUUUACGUACAGUAAUGAUGCGUCUGAUGGGUUGAUGUAUGGUUAUGAGGUAUUGCAACAAAUGUGGAUUGGGCUUUACGAAACCUCUGUCGGGUGGCAGAGAGAGCAUUCAGCGUCUGGGCCGGUGCUUGCCUGCCUACCUGCUAGCAUGGUUGUAUCUGCGGCGACGCAGGUGCGUGUGGGCGAGGAAUCCAUGGGGCCUUUCUUAAAGCUCGUCACUAGGAGCUCCAAGCAUGCGUUUUGCGGAUUGGGCUUGUUUAAGAUACCGGUAUGGCGAGAUCAUUGUAAGCUCGACCAACCAAGGCAAUCAGGGAUGUUGCUGAGUCAAGGGUUACUAAGAACCGACAAUACUGGUGUGUGGGAUAUGUAUUACUCAUUCGUUACGACCCGGGGGCAUGCAGCGUCGUACAUGCCCCCUAACGGCUCUAUUGCUUUCACAAAUUAGCCGUUGUGCAUGAAUUGAAGGUUUUUGCCAGGUUCUGCUGUUUGGACGUCGUAGGCUGUACCUUAUGACUCUGCAGUGGGAUUCCAAGAAGACCCGCAUGCAUCGCGCUAUUCCUGCUUCUCGAGGGUGGUUUCCUGUGUGUGCUUGUUCAUUCGUGACUUGUUCAUUCGCUACAUUCUUUCUCGCUAAAUCUGCACUGUUUGCAACGUGCGGUGUGUACGCCGUUGCUGGUGGAGCACUGGAGUUGUGUGUGCAGUCUGCAUGUCUGAGGCCCUGGGUGAGGGCGCGUGAGGUGUGGCAGUAUAAUGUUGGGAGCUGUAACCCUAAACGCCUUAUACUUGCUUUUCUGUUGUAAACCCGUUGAGCUCAA